This is a messenger RNA of Ochlerotatus camptorhynchus, 2595 nucleotides long. RefSeq lists its product as uncharacterized. The transcript is spliced from 5 exons. The record is from RefSeq and is a predicted model, not a curated record. Gene Ontology annotation, cellular component: neuron projection. NCBI's taxonomy places the organism in Eukaryota, Metazoa, Arthropoda, Insecta, Diptera, Culicidae. Bases 2008 to 2595 code for a protein of 195 amino acids.
GUCGUCGUCGUCGUCGUCUCAGUUCGUGGGCCUCUUUGUCGCGGUUGUUUGAAGCACGGUCGGUCGAGUGGUUCGUGUGGAUAUAGGAUAGCGGAUUCCUAACCCAGAUCUCUCCUGGAUGGAAUGUCUCCAGGCUGUUCGUAGAUGAAUGAAAUCUGGAUCAGCCGUGGAACUGCGAUUCGUGCGGUUUAUUCAAGCGGCAUUUGUGCGAAUGUGGUCUUGAGAAUUCAAGCAAUCAGUGCUGCAGUUUGAGCAACACGGUGGGGUUUGUGAAUUAUUCAAUGGUUGUCCGUUUGAAGGAACUCUUCGAUGCAUCAACCUACCUGAACUAGAAAGUGCUGAACGAUACCAGACAGAUCGCUGUCAUUCGGUGCGAGUGUGCACGAAACGACACCGCAGUACCGGAGGGACUAGAUGUACGAACUAUGGAACGGAUGCCGGAGCGCUUCUGCUGCCAUUGUCUGGGAGAUCCAUCGAGUGAAUAAUUAAUUCGAUAAUGAAAACAUAAUCUGAUUAAAGCUAGCAAAGAGGGGGCAGAACCUUGGCGAAAAGUUGCCAAUGGCGGUGCGCACCAGAGCGUCAGUGAUGUGAUUAUAAUCGAAGAAGAAGCGCUUGAAGAAUGAUGCUCUGAGCUGACGAUGGCAUUAGCAGUAAUGAUGAUAACGAUAAUAACCGUGUAACUGGAAGGAGAAGCAUAUCUCACGCAUAACCCAAUCGUGGUGUUCGGAAAUUUGCUAAUCGUUUCUCGUUGCGGUGAGAAGCACGAAACCGAGAUUUUCCGAAUAUCUAAACGCUGCUGCUGAUGAUGCAGACUUGUGUGGGGGUGCAACAGGAAAUUGGCCGUGAUUUAUGAGUUCAGUGAACAUGAUUCAGUGCAGUUUAGGUGAAGAGUUAUUGCAACUAGUUGUACGUACGUAGAUAUGUGCGAGCAAGUGGUGUCUGCUGAGCGGUGCAAAAGGGAUGCCUAGCAGUUCGCAACGUACACAAGCCCUGUAGGUUAGUCAGCAGUCGUUUGUGUGUGGAUGGCAGUGAAAACUGUGUGUGCGGGAAAGUUUUCUAUCUAUCCCUGUGUGAAAUUCCUCCACCGACCGAGGUCAGACUACAUAUCUCCGUGACGGUGACGGACCGGGGGAAAGUAGUGCUACACAGAUGGACGACUGUACCGGGGAAACGAUCGACGAAAAAUCUCAGCUGUUAAUUUAAAGCCGGAUGUUGCUCUGCAGUGAAUGUGCGGCAGGGAGGUUUUUUUUUGUGUGGGGGAAAAACGGAGGAUGUUAGGCAAAAUUGAUACUGUUUUCGAGAGUUGGUGGUGAAACUGCAGGGCUGAAAUAGCCGCGGCGGUGCAAAAGGAGGUCAACGGCUGCGAGCGAAAAGCAUAUUCCAGUGUCAUCCGGAGUGAAUCACUGCGAGAAGUGCAACUCUUCGGCUUCCUGGCGAAAAUAAAAAGCAGCGAGGAAAUACACCCAAAAACAACUGCGAGUGAGAAAAACUAGCUAAGCGAUGAGAAAAUAAAGUUGUUAUACCUCUCGUCUGCCGGUAGUGGUUCUGUUUAACGACUCUGCAAAUAAGCAAAAAAGUGUAGCAUUGGACAAAAAGCUGGAGCAGAUUUUUUUUCGGCACGAAAUUAUGAAACCUAGCCAUAGUUUGGUUGCCGAGACGUAGGUGGAGGAAGAAGUGAAAAGCAUCGGAUGCUGCAAAAUCCUACUCACUUUGUGAAAGUGCAGCGCUCGGUCUACGUGAGUGAGAGCGAAAAAAUUCAUUGUUUGUUAGUGUUUUCCCGUGAUUUUUUUUUUGUCUCUGCCCGUUGGUGGCAAAGUGGAAGUCCCGUGUGGGGUUCCAGUGCGACUGGAGGCACACUUCAAUAAUCGUCCUUUUGGUCCCCGUCGGCUGCUGCUGCAGAAGUGACAGAAACCUCGGCAGCAUCAUCCGGUGAAACCUGAGCUGAAUGCGUUCGAAGUUCUGCGAAAGUGCAGCAGGCCAACAACAACAGCAGCAGCAGCAAGGACGAUGACGAUGAGAAAAGGACACAACGAAAAACGGAGCUGCUGCUGGUGGCACCGACAACGACGACCGACAAACAUGGGGAUUAUUAAAAUAACAUUUUUGCUGGCCUGUUCGGUUGCAUCGACAAUGUUCGGAUUAGCAAAAGCGAAACACACGAGCACGCACGAAAGCCAACCUGAGCUCAAUAACGAAGCAAAUUUUCCCCGAUUCGCGGAUCCCAUUCCGAACAUUACGGCCACCAUCGGGCGGGACGCGUUGCUGGCUUGCGUGGUUGAAAAUCUCAAAGGAUACAGGGUCGCUUGGGUCCGGGUCGACACGCAGACGAUAUUAUCUAUCCAUCACAACGUGAUAACACAGAAUCCCCGGAUAAGCCUGACGCACAACGAUCACCGGUCCUGGUACCUGCACAUCCGGGAGGUGGAGGAAAGCGACCGGGGCUGGUACAUGUGCCAGGUCAACACAGACCCGAUGCGGUCCCGGAAGGGCUACCUGCAGGUCGUCGGUGAGUGUCGGAGCCUGUCCCUUCACCUGGAAAAGUCAAUCACCAUCCGAUGGAUGAAUUCCAAUAAUGGAGUGCACCUUUUGAUUUGA